Molecule: messenger RNA, 3096 nt
Organism: Tinamus guttatus (white-throated tinamou)
Lineage: Eukaryota; Metazoa; Chordata; Aves; Tinamiformes; Tinamidae
Source: RefSeq, a predicted model, not a curated record
UUAGAAGAUACUCAGGCAUUCCACAAAAAGUUGAAUCAAGAUAAACUUUUACAUGCUCCUGAGUUUAUUAUCAAGCCUCGUUCUCACACUAUCUGGGAAAAGCAAAGUGUCAAAUUUCAUUGCACCGUGGCUGGCUGGCCAGAACCCCGUGUUACAUGGUACAAAAACAAUGUGCCCAUCAAUGUACAAGCCCACCCUGACAAGUAUAUAAUUGAAAAUCGAUAUGGGCUUCACUCACUGGAGAUUAGCACAUGUGAUUUUGAAGACACUGCUCAGUAUCAUGCUUCUGCUAUGAAUGUUAAAGGAGAAAUUUCAGCUUACGCGUCCCUUGUGGUAAAGAGAUACAAAGGAGAAAUUGAUGCAAGUCUUUUACACCCUGGAACUGUUACUAUGCCUAUGGGCUUCGGUGUUACCCCACAUGGGUUUGCUUCCAGAUUUGAAAUCAGUUUUGUUGACAAGUUUGAUGUCACCUUUGGGAGAGAAGGCGAGACAAUGAGUCUGGGUUGCACAGUUGUCAUCAAUCCGGAUAUUAAGCGCUUCAAACCAGACAUCGAAUGGUACAGAAAUGGUGUUCUUAUUACGCCAUCUAAAUGGGUCCAGAUGCACUGGAGUGGGGAGCGAGCUACAUUAACACUGACUCAUGCAAACAAGGAGGAUGAAGGUCUUUACACUCUGCGUGUGGUGAUGGGAGAAUACUAUGAGGAGUACAGUGGCUAUGUCUUUGUUCGAGAUGCUGAUGCUGAAAUCCCAGGCGCCCCUGGCGCUCCUCUGGAUGUGCAGUGCCUAGAUGCCAACAAAGAUUAUGUCAUUGUUUCCUGGAAGCAGCCAGCUGUUGAUGGAGGAAACCCCAUCCUUGGAUACUUCAUUGACAGAUGUGAGGUUGGCACCACCCACUGGACCCAGUGCAAUGAGACUCCGGUGAAGUUUGCUCGGUUUCCUGUCACUGGCCUCAUUGAAGGCCGCUCCUAUAUUUUCCGAGUGCGAGCUGUGAACAAAGUCGGCAUCAGCCUUCCAUCCCGGGUGUCCGAGCCCGUGGCUGCGCUGGAUCCUGCUGACAGAGCCAGGCUUAGAAGUCACCCUUCGGCUCCCUGGACUGGACAGAUUAUUGUCACUGAGGAAGAACCUGCAGAGGGUGUUGUUCCUGGUCCACCUACAGACCUCCAAGUUAUUGAAGCCACCAAGAACUAUGUUGUGCUUAGCUGGAAACCUCCUGGACAGAGGGGCCAUGAGGGUAUUAUGUACUUUGUGGAAAAGUGUGUUGCUGGCACAGAGAACUGGCAAAGAGUGAACACAGAGAUCCCCGUCAAGUCUCCUCGCUUUGCAGUUUUUGAUUUGGCUGAAGGCAAAUCCUACUGCUUCCGGGUUCGCUGUUGCAAUUCUGCUGGAAUUGGUGAGCCUUCAGAAGCAACCGAAGCUACUGUGGUGGAUGACAAACUUGAUAUUCCCAAAGCUCCUGGCCGUAUUAUGCCAACUAGAAAUACAGAUACCUCGGUUGUUGUCACUUGGACAGAACCUCCAGAUGCCAAGGAGUUGGUUGGAUACUACAUUGAGUCAAGUGUGGUUGGAUCUGGUCAUUGGGAACCAUGCAACAACAAUCCAGUGAAAGGCACAAGAUUCAUUUGCCAUGGGCUUGUCACUGGUGAGAAGUACGUUUUCCGAGUCAGAGCUGUUAAUGCAGCUGGACUCAGUGAAUUUUCACAGGAAUCAGAGCCUAUAGAAGUGCAAGCAGCCAUUGGGGGAGGAUUGCUUCAUGGUGUGUGUCCUGAACUGAGUGGUAAAGCUGGUGGACUAACAGACUGCACUACCAGUUGGGAUGGCAUGCAUGAGUCCUCCCAGCCUAUCUUUGACACAGAUGCUUUGCUAAAAUGCAACGCUAAAUGUAAUAGAGACACACUACCCAGUAGCUCUGACAAACUGAGGAACACAGGAGACAAUUACAUGAGAGAAAUGGUUAAGGAUGCUACCACAUCUGCACCACAAAAUGUUGCUGCUAAGCAGGCAAGUAAGUCUCGACCCGGGGAUCCUUUGACACUGGAAAAGGUGAAAGAGAAGAAAGAUAUAGCUGCUCCAUCUCCACCUUAUGACAUAACGGUACUUGAGAGUGUUCGUGACUCAAUGGUACUGGGAUGGAAACAACCUAAAAUCACUGGUGGAACUGAAAUUACUGGCUACUAUGUGAACUAUCGUGAAGUAAUUGGUGGAGUUCCUGGGAAAUGGAUGGAGGCCAACAUUAAGCCCGUUAGUGAGAGGGCAUACAGGAUUCAAAACCUGAAGGAAAAUAUGGUUUACCAGUUCCAAGUUGCUGCUGCUAACCUGGCUGGGGUAGGGACACCUUCCCCACCCAGUAAAUCCUUCAAAUGUGAAGAAUGGACCAUUGCUGUACCAGGGCCACCUCAUGAUCUUGAAUGCAUAGAAAUUAGGAAAGAUUCCUUGGUUUUAUUGUGGAAGGAACCAGUUUAUACUGGUCGUAGUCCUAUAGCUGGUUAUUACGUUGAUCUAAAGGAAACUGAAGCAACGGAGGAACACUGGAGAAGUGUCAAUGAGAAGCCACUUCAAAAGAGAUAUUUGAAGAUAGGUGGCCUCAAGGAAGGUGUGAGCUACGUGUUCCGUGUGCGGGCAACAAACCAAGCAGGUGUUGGGAAACCAUCGGAUGCCACUGAUCCUGUUGUAGCUGAAACACGACCAGGAACUAAAGAAGUAGUGGUUGAUGUAGAUGAUAAUGGAGUCAUUUCCUUGAACUUUGAAUGCGAUCAAAUGUCUCCAAACUCUAAGUUUGUUUGGUCCAAGAAUUAUGAACCAAUUGAAGAUGACUCUCGACUGGACAUUGACACAAAAGGCGGAAAGUCAAAAGCUAUCUUUAAGGACCUUGGAGAAGAAGAUUUGGGAAUUUAUUCUUGUGUCGUUACAGACACUGAUGGAGUUUCAUCAAGUUACACGAUUGAUGAAGAAGAAAUGAAACGUCUUCUUGCUCUGAGCCAUGAACAUAAAUUCCCAAGUAAGUGAAUUGAACAUAUCUGUAGAGGAGAGGUUUACGUGCAUUGGGGUAUGUAUCACAAAACUCCUGUCAGCAUCAGGUAGAGAAGUUUCUACAGCAAU